Molecule: messenger RNA, 1479 nt
Organism: Fusarium oxysporum Fo47
Lineage: Eukaryota; Fungi; Ascomycota; Sordariomycetes; Hypocreales; Nectriaceae
Product: major facilitator superfamily domain-containing protein
Exons: 5
Coding region: 1-1479 (492 amino acids)
Biological process (GO): transmembrane transport
Cellular component (GO): membrane
Molecular function (GO): transmembrane transporter activity
Source: RefSeq, a predicted model, not a curated record
AUGGCAGAUACUGUUAACUCCAAGCCCGAUUCCUUCCAUGACGAGGGUCUUGGGCAAAAGGAACCCAGUAUCAAGCUGGCCAAGGCACAGACCGAUGAUCAUCCCAUUGAUGAUGAGCAGUUCAAGCAGACGUCUCGACGUAUUGUUCGUAAGCUGGACUUUACGUUGAUGCCGAUUAUCUGGUUGUUGUAUCUUUUUAAUUAUCUCGAUCGAACUGCCAUCGCUCAGGCCAAGUUGAACGGUAUUGAGAAGGAUCUCAACCUUACUGGAGCCCAGUUCAGCACAGCUGUCUCGAUCCUGAACGUUGGAUACAUGGUCAUGCAGAUCCCUAGCAACAUGAUCCUUACUCGCGUUCGUCCUUCGAUCUACCUCCCCAUCUGGGCCUGCGUCUGGUCUGCUGUUUCCGCCAGCACCGCCGCCGCCGAUAACUUCGGCCAUCUCAUCACCGUUCGAUGCCUCCUUGGUAUCGCAGAAGCUCCAUUCUUUCCUGGAGUCUUCUUUCUUCUGUCUUGCUGGUAUACGCGCGGUGAGCUCGGUCUGCGUAUGGCAAUUCUAUACUCUGGCCUUGUCGUUGCAACAGCCUUCUCUGGUCUCAUUGCGGCUGGUGUCUUUUCGAACCUUGAUCAGGUUCGAGGUCUCGCAGGCUGGAGGUGGCUUUACAUCAUCAUCGGAUCUGUCAACUUCCUGCUUGCCCUAUGCGCCGUCGUUCUCCUCCCCGACUUUCCCGAGUCUCAUACUGGAAGUCAGAAAUGGCUCUUCACUGAGGAAGAGCUUCGAGUUGCUAAUCAGCGGAUUGCCAUGGACCGCAUUCCGCAAGAGAGCAAUCGUUCUGUCUGGUGGGGAUUCAAGCGAGCUGUGACUGACUACCGGACAUGGGUUUUCAUCUUUAUGCUUAUCUGCAACCAUGCCGCCUACGGCUUCAAUUACUUCUACCCUUCUAUCGUCAGUGGCUUCGGUCUUGGUUCCCGUACCAUUACCCUUCUAUGCACAGCACCGCCAUUCCUCAUUGGUGCCAUUGCGUCCCUGUUCAUCUCCUGGUCAAGCGACAAGAGAAACGAACGGUCCUACCACAUUGCCAUCCCUAUGGGUAUUUCAGUAGUUGGCUUCGUCAUCUCCGUCUCGACGCUCAACGGACCGGCGCGAUAUGUGGCAUCAUUCUUAUAUGUUACUGGCUGCUUCGCUGCCAAUGGUCUCGUGUACUCAUGGGCUGCGGGCGUUCUCAACCAGACACCAGAAAAGAAGGCGGUCGCUACGAGCAUGAUCAACGUUAUCGCGCAGCUUGGAAAUAUCAUGAGCCCGUACUUUUUUCGCGACCAGGAUGAACCUCGAUAUCUUAUGGCGAUGAUUUUGUUAAUUGUCUUUGCGACGCUGAGCGGCCUUACCUGUCUGUUUUUGAAGUGGGACUUGACUAGAGCCAAUAAGAAGAUUCUGGCUGAGGCUGAGGCCGACGGUACCGAACCGAGACUGUUCUCACACUGA